Cercocebus atys (sooty mangabey) is the source of this 3740-nucleotide messenger RNA. RefSeq names its product phosphatidylinositol glycan anchor biosynthesis, class Z (gene PIGZ). The record is from RefSeq and is a predicted model, not a curated record. The coding region runs from base 1172 to 2944 and encodes 590 amino acids. Lineage: Eukaryota; Metazoa; Chordata; Mammalia; Primates; Cercopithecidae. The transcript has 3 exons. Gene Ontology annotation, molecular function: alpha-1,2-mannosyltransferase activity. Gene Ontology annotation, cellular component: endoplasmic reticulum membrane. Gene Ontology annotation, biological process: GPI anchor biosynthetic process.
AAUCCCAGCUACUCAGGAGGCUGAGGCAGGAGAAUUCCUUGAACCUGGGAGGCAGAGGUUGCAGUGAGCCAAGAUCGCGCCACUGCACUCUAGCCUGGGCAACAGAGCAAGACUCUGUCUGGGAAAAAAAAAAAAAAAGAAAGAAAAAAAUUAUUCCAUCCCUAUGGGACUGAAAGGAAAACUGCCCUUGUUGGAUCCUGAUGCUAAUCAAAUUGAGCUGGGGGUGGGGUAUCUCCUUUCAGAAUUUGUAAUCAUGAGCCUGCCCUCAUGAAUUUACAUGACCAGGCACUGUCCCCCUUCCUAAAAGAUAAGCAAACACACACACACACACACACACACACACACACCUGGAGCCAAAAAUUUGAUUAGAAAUGGUCCUAGGCUUGUAAUGCUCCCACAGUUACCUGAGAGAAGCAAGUGUAAAUCCUUUCAAGUGGAACUCAGAAAUUUGCCUUCAUCCCUGACCUCAAAGAAUUCCCACAGUAAUAUUCCGAAGAAAAUGAGCAGCCCCUAAAUAAAAUAAUUCACUAAAUAUACAAAUAAACAGGGCACUAUGAGUGAGAUCCAGUAGAAACAAGACAGCGGAUUCAGACCCAGACUUUAGAUGCUGGAGUUAUCAAACCUAGUAUAUCCGACAAGUAUGUUUGAUAUCAUUUCAUAAAUAAAAGAGUCUUGAAAAUAUCACAAAAGAGCAAGCAGAUGUGGAAAAACACAAACAACUUGUAGAAAUGAAAAAUAUAACAACUGAAAUUUAAAACUCAAGAGACAGGUUUAACAUCUAGAUACAGCUGAAAUUAUUAGAGACAUGGAAGAUAGAACAGAACUUACCCGACAUACAGCCAAGAGAGCUAAAGAUAUGGAAAAUAGGAAAUAGAACUUAAAGAGACAUGGAAGAUAGACUGAGAGGUCUAUGAUAUGGUUUGGCUGUGUCUUCACUCAAAUCUCAUCUUGAAUUACAGCUCCCAUAAUUCCCAUGUGUUGUGGGAGGGACCUGGUGGAGGUUGAUUGAAUGAUGGUGGUGGUUUCCCUCCUACUGUUCUCAUGGUAGUGAAUACGUCUCACAAGAUCUGAUGGUUUUAUAAGGAGAAACCCCCUUUGCUUGCUUCUCAUUUGUUUGCUUCUCAUUUGCUUUUUGCCUGCUGCCAUGUAAGACGUGCCUUUGCCUUCCACCAUGAUUGUGAGGCCUCCCCAGCCACGUGGAACUAUGCAGAUCUGUGGAUCCAGCGUGGCAUCUGUAGCAGCUGGGACAUCAUUCCAGGUUUUGGGCCCGGUGUGUUGGCAACAACUGGAUCUGAAGAUGGCAGUCAGGGUGCUUUGGGGUGGCCUCGGCCUGCUCCGAGUGCUGUGGUGUCUCCUUCCGCAGACGGGCUAUGUGCACCCAGAUGAGUUCUUCCAGUCACCUGAGGUGAUGGCAGAGGACAUCCUGGGUGUGCAGGCCACCCGGCCCUGGGAGUUUUACCCCAGCAGCGCCUGCCGCACAGUGGUCUUCCCCCUGCUGACCUCCGGCUCUACCUUCUGGCUGCUCAGGCUCUGGGGAGAGCUGGGGCCGUGGCCUGGCCUGGUGAGUAGCUAUGCGCUGCUGGUGGGGCCGCGGCUCCUCCUUGCUGCCCUUUCCUUCGCUCUGGACGGGGUGGUGUACCACCUGGCCCCACUGUUGGGGGCGGAUCGCUGGAAUGCCCUGGCCCUGCUCUCUGGUUCCUACGUCACCCUGGUCUUCUACACAAGGACCUUCUCCAACACCAUUGAGGGACUCCUCUUCGCGUGGCUGCUGGUGCUGGUAUCCCCCCAUGUAAUGUGGGGCCCUACAUGCAAGGAGCCUGUGCCGGGUCCAUGGUGGCACAGCUGGCUUCUUGGAGGCGUCGUGACUGCUGGCUUCUUCAACCGGCCCACCUUUCUGGCCUUUGCUGUGGUCCCUCUCUACCUCUGGGGCACCCGUGGAGCCACAAACCCUGGCUUGAAGUCCCUGACCCGGGAGGCCCUGGUGCUGCUCCCUGGGGCGGCCCUCACAGCAGUGGUGUUUGUGGCCAUGGAUAGCUGGUAUUUCUCCAGCCCCGCUACAUCCAGGACCCUUGUCCUUACACCUGUCAAUUUCUUGCACUACAACUUGAAUCCCCAAAACCUGGCGAGGCAUGGCACGCAUGUGCGGCUCACUCACCUGGCAGUCAACGGCUUCCUGCUCUUUGGGGUGCUGCAUGCCCAGGCCCUGCAGGCCGCGUGGCAACAGCUGCAAGCUGGCCUCCAGGCCUCUUUACAAAUGGGCCUCCUGAGGGCACUGGGUGCCCGGAGCCUGCUGUCCAGCCCCAGGUCCUAUCUCCUUCUCCUCUACUUCAUGCCCCUAGCCCUGCUGUCUGCCUUUAGCCACCAGGAGGCUCGGUUCCUGAUUCCCCUCCUGGUCCCCCUAGUCCUGCUUUGUAGUCCACAGACCCAACCUGUGCCUUGGAAGGGCACCGUGGUCCUCUUCAAUGCCCUCGGUGCCUUCUUCUUCGGCUGCCUGCAUCAGGGGGGCCUGGUGCCUGGCCUGGAGUACCUGGAGCAGGUGGUCCAUGCCCCUGUGCUCCCAAGCGCACCCACCCACUACACACUGCUCUUCACUCACACCUACAUGCCCCCCCGGCACCUCCUCCACCUCCCAGGCCUGGGGGCACCAGUGGAGGUGGUGGACAUGGGAGGAACUGAGGACUGGGUCCUGUGCCAAGCCCUGAAAAGCUUUACCAGACAACCAGCCUGCCAAGUGGCUGGUGGGCCAUGGCUCUGCCGCCUCUUUGUGGUGACCCCUGGCACCACCAGGGGUGCCGUGGAGAAGUGCAGCUUCCCCUUCAAGAAUGAAACACUUGUAUUUCCCCAUCUAACCCUGGAGGAUCCACCAGCCCUGUCCUCCUUGCUGAGUGGGGCUUGGAGGGACCACCUCAGUCUUCACAUCGUGGAGUUGGGGGAAGAAACCUGACAAUAUGACAGGGCACCCACCGCCCACGAUUCAGCCAUAGAAGUUGCUGCCCCACCUUCUACUUGGGUAGCCGGGCUGGGACGCUGGCACAGGGCCCAGGUUCUCCUUCACGACUCCCACUGCUGCCUCUCCUGGGCACGGCUGUCCUGCCUUCUGGGUGAGCUGGCACUCCUCUCCCUGAGACCAAAGAUCUGACCUGUCAGUCUUGAUGUCAAGGUCCCCAAAGAACCAGGUGUAAGUGAUGACACCUGUCGGUUCCUGCCCUACUGCUUCCAGCCACUGUGAUGUUUGAAACAUGUAAUAGUACCUGGUUGGGAAAAAGAAUGAACUGCCAGUGACAUUCCCCAGCGACCUCUCCCAAACUUCCCAUGAUGCCUUGCCCUUGCUGUCAUGACAACCUCUGGCUUCCUGAGACCGAUCUGCCUAUCCAAAUAAUGUGGAAGUCAGUGUGAUGAAGUAUAGAGAACAGGUGGCCCAGAUCCAGGGGACCCAACUUCUAGCCCCUUGGUCUGUCACCCCCUCGCUGUAUGAUCUUGAGAAAGCCCCUUCCACUCUCCCACCCCACUUCCCAGUCUGUUGGGAUCAGAGGAUCUUUGAGGUGUCUGCCAGCUAACAUCGUGUCAUUCCUGGAAUCCACAGUACAUGUCCCCCGUCCUCGACAGGCACAGCUCUCACAAAGCUCUUUAAGCAUGGAAGUGGGAGUUGUGUUGUACUUCAUGGCCCUCUGCUGCCUGCUGUCUCAGUGUUUGGUUAUUGUGCAAACAAGUAAUGUUUGAAAUAUAUAAUUGCACCUGAA